GGACACCCCGGAAGCGGAAGGCGGCGCCUCCUCGGCGGCCGAUUCGAGGGUUUGUUGUUAUAUCAGCUGGUGUCCUGCCAUGCCGUCCGAUGGUCGCUGCUGGGAAACUCUGAGGGCUCUCCGCAACUCCAGCAAAGGCCGCCUGCGCUACGACCGCGAGUGGCUGCUGCGCUACGAGGAUGUUUUGGAAGAAUGCAUGUCUCUUCCCAAACUAUCAUCUUACUCUGGAUGGGUGGUAGAUCACAUCCUACCCAACACCUCACACCACACACAAGAGAAUGCUCCUUCCUCUGAUAAUUCACCAUCCUCUGGAUCUGCUUCAGGCCUGUACCAAUCCUCACUACUUAAGUCUCCUGUCAGAAGUAGCCCGCAAUCCCCCACACCCUCAACACCAAAUGGAACCCAGAGCACACAUGAGUCCCCCUUCACAGAAUCUACUGCACCUCAGUCUUCCCGGGCGAUCAAAGUGGAAGGUUGCAUCCGAAUGUAUGAAUUGGCGCACAGGAUGAGAGGAACAGAGGGCCUGAGGCAGUGGCAGGAGGAACAGGAGAGGAAGGUGCGAGCCCUCUCAGAGAUGGCAUCCGAACAGCUGAAGAGGUUUGACGAGCUGAAGCAGCUGAAGCUGCAUAAGGAGUUCCAGGACUUACAGGAGGUGAUGGAGAAGAGUACCAGAGAAGCCCUGGGCCAUCAGGAGAGGCUGAAAGCAGAGCAUCGCCACAGAGCCAAGAUUCUCAACCUAAAGCUUCGAGAGGCAGAGCAGCAGCGUGUGAAGCAGGCAGAGCAGGAGCAGCUUCGGAAGGAGGAAGGCCAGGUCCGACUGCGCAGCCUGUACACCCUGCAAGAGGAGGUCCUGCAGCUCAACCAGCGGCUGGCUGCCUCCAGUCAGCACAGGGACCUGCUGACUGUGGACCUGGCUGCCUUCCAGACCCGGGGCAACCAGCUGUGUGGCCUCGUCUCCGCCAUCAUUCGCAGCACCUUGGAAAGUGGUUAUCCCACAGCAGAGAACCAAGCUGAGGCUGAGCGAGCCCUGCAGGAAAUGCGGGACCUCCUCUCAAAUUUGGAGCAGGAGAUCAACAGAGCCUCUGAAGUGAAGAGGAAGGAUGAAGAGGAGGCCCGGGUCAGGCUGCAGGAGUCCCAGGUGCAGCAGGGGCCAGGGGCUCCCACCCAGACCUCUGCACCUAGCCCAAGCCCAGUAGGGACGCAGAAUGAAGACCUGCAGGUGAAGGUAGAAGAUAGUACGAUGCAGUGGUACCAGCAACUUCAGGAUGCUUCUGCCAAAUGCGUGUUGGCCUUCGAGGACCUGACCAGCAGCAAGGACAGUCAGACCAAAAAGAUAAAGAUGGACUUGCAGAAGGCAGCCACCAUUCCGGUGAGCCAGAUCUCCACCAUCGCAGGUUCAAAGCUGAAGGAGGUCUUUGACAAGAUCCAUAGCCUGCUCUCUGGAAAGCCUGUUCAAUCUGGUGGGCGUUCCGUGUCUGUCACCCUUAACCCUCAGGGGCUGGACUUUGUCCAGUACAAACUGGCAGAGAAAUUUGUGAAACAAGGGGAGGAGGAAGUGGCCUCUCACCACGAAGCAGCAUUCCCCAUUGCAGUGGUGGCAUCUGGUAUCUGGAUGCUCCACCCCAGAGUGGGAGACCUCAUUCUUGCACAUCUGCACAAGAAGUGUCCCUACUCUGUUCCUUUCUACCCGGCUUUCAAGGAAGGGAUGGCGUUGGAGGAUUAUCAACGGAUGCUUGGCUACCAAGUGACGGAUUCCAAGGUUGAACAACAGGACAACUUUCUAAAGCGAAUGUCUGGGAUGAUCCGUUUGUAUGCCGCCAUCAUCCAGCUCCAGUGGCCUUAUGGAAAGCGGCAGGAGGGCCAUCCCCAUGGCUUAAAUCAUGGCUGGCGCUGGUUGGCACAGAUCUUAAACAUGGAGCCUCUCUCAGAUGUGACUGCUACUCUCCUGUUUGACUUCCUGGAGGUGUGUGGAAACGCCCUCAUGAAGCAGUACCAGGUCCAGUUCUGGAAGAUGAUACUUCUCAUCAAAGAGGACUACUUCCCCAGAAUUGAAGCUAUCACGAGCUCAGGACAGAUGGGCUCUUUCAUACGUCUGAAGCAGUUCUUGGAGAAAUGUCUGCAACGCAGGGAGAUUCCUGUCCCCAGAGGCUUCCUGACGUCCUCCUUCUGGCGAUCCUGAUGUCCUCUGCCACACUGUGUGGCAGGAGGGGCACCAAUAAAGCAACUGAGACAGCGGGUUUGGAAGAAUCAUGUCAGAUUAAGAAAUUCGUCAGUGUGUUUUUAUAUAUUUGUACCAUGUGAUUUGAUGCUCUUAUAGUUUUGUCAGUCUCUUGUCAGGUUUGGUAGUUCUAUAGGCGUCACAGACAGAUGCAGAACUGGCCUUUCUAAUUUUCACAAGUUACAAGAAGUAAGAAGGGGCAGUUACCUUUUCUUAGCACUACCUGCUUAACUCUGACUGUAUGUGAGCCCAUUUUCCCUUCAUGCUGCCCCAUUCCUGUUCAUACACAUACUUAGAGUAAACCUAAGAGUUCCUUUAAAAUAUCAGGUAAUGUUUUCAGUCUGGGGAUGAGGUAAAGUACCUUAUACUGUGGCUUGUGGAGUAUAUGUAUAUUCAGAAGACAUGGAUGAUGCUGGUGUGGACUGAAGGCUAGAGUGCAUCAGGAUAUUGGGUGCAUGGCUCAUGAGUGGGAACAUGCACUAGAGAGUGCUCUCUGUCUCCUUGAUUUGGAAUUUGGUCCCUGGCUGCUUGAGGAUGCUGUACUAGGUUAAGUCCCUUUGUGUUGUUUUUCUGAUAAGAAUUAAGAUGGGUUGGCAUAUAUGUGGCUUUGGUGUAAGGCAAAGCUCGUCAGUGAGUGCUUGGGUGUUGAGGAGGAGCUGACACUCCCACAUGGCACUUGGUAUUUGUUUUCCAAACAGACUGACUCUGUGCUGCAAAGCAGAGCCUCCACUCUGGGCGUGCAGGCCUCCCUCCCGUGGCAGGCAUUCUCAUCAGGACUCCCCACUGGCCUAAGCAUGUCAAUUGUGGACUAGAGUUCCCAAAAAAAGUAAUAAAGCUUGAAUUUUUAAAAA
This is a messenger RNA of Apodemus sylvaticus (European woodmouse), 3069 nucleotides long. It is a transcript of the gene Gle1, whose product is annotated as GLE1 RNA export mediator. Gene Ontology annotation, biological process: regulation of translational termination; regulation of translational initiation; poly(A)+ mRNA export from nucleus. Lineage: Eukaryota; Metazoa; Chordata; Mammalia; Rodentia; Muridae. Gene Ontology annotation, cellular component: cytoplasm; nuclear pore; nuclear pore cytoplasmic filaments. The record is from RefSeq and is a predicted model, not a curated record. Gene Ontology annotation, molecular function: translation initiation factor binding; inositol hexakisphosphate binding; phospholipid binding. The transcript is spliced from 16 exons. Bases 80 to 2179 code for a protein of 699 amino acids.